GCCCCGCGACGCCGCGGCCGGAGCGGCGGCCGUCGGGCUGCGGCGGCGCGCUGGGGCGCUCACCGGGCUCGCCGGGCGGCAGGGGCAGGCCGUGGCCGGCGCCCUCCGACGAGGGCCUGCGGAUCCACGCGGAUGCACUCCUCCUGGUCUCAGAGCGCCCCGGGCAGCUCCUCCUCGACGAGCCCAUCCAAGGCGUCCCUGGCGCUGACGCUGCGGAGCGCCGCCGUCAGGCGGCUCCACUGGGCGCUGGCGGAGCUGAAGGCCUCUGCUGAGGCGGCCGGCGCCGCCGGCGCCAGGCGGAGCGCCGCGGAGGCGAUGUCGCGGCGGGUGGCGCAGCUGGAGCACUCCGUCGAGGAGGGGCAGCAGGAGGCCCAGGCCCAGCGCGAGUCGUGGCACUCGGAGCUGGCCGGCCUGCAGGCGUACGCCCAGACGGUGGCGGCAGCGCACGGAGCCGCCUGCCUCCAGCUGAAGGACGCUAGAGUGGAGGAGGGGUUCCUUGCUGCGCACUUGGCGCAGGCCGAGGGUCAGCUGGCGCGCCAGGGCGCGGAUGAGCGGGCGGAGGCGGCACGCGAGCGCCGCGCGCGGGAGGAGCUGCGCGGCCAGCUCCAGGAGCUCUGGGACGGCUACCGGCGGUCCGAGCAGCAGAGCGAGGCCAGCGCCGCCCGCUGCGCGGAGUGCGUCGAGCUGCUCCGGAGGUCGGAGCACUCCUGCGCCCAGCUGGAGGCGCGGCUGGCCCGCAAGGCCCAGUGGCGCGACGAGGCCCAGUGGCAGAUCAGCCAGAUGGUGGAGCGCGGCGAGGGUCUCGAGCACGAGCGCGCGCAGCUCCGCCGGGAGCUGACCGUGGCCCAGCAGCACUGCAGGGUUCAGGCCGACCAGGUGGGCUCGCUGCUGAGCGCUUACGAGCAGGAGGAGCAGCUGGCAGAGAUCAUGCGGGCGCGCGUCUGCGCGCUGGAGCAGGACAAUGCCGAGCUGGCAGAGCGGGUGGCCGAGCAGCGCGCGGCCCGCGCGGAGGACGCCGAGGAGCACGGCAAGGAGGUCGCCGCCGUGGAGGGCGAGCGGGCGCGCGCUUUCGCCGUGCUCGCGGAGGCGAGGCGCGACGGCGAGGCCGCCGAGGCCCGCGGGGCGGACUGCGCCAGGGCCCGGCUGGAAGCCGCCUGGGGCCGCGAGCGCGCGCAGUGGUCGCUGUCGCACGCGGGCCUGGAGCGGCGAAUCGACACCCUGCAGCAGGAGCUGCAGUCGGCACGG
Messenger RNA from Prorocentrum cordatum, 1245 nucleotides. The record is from the annotation of a GenBank genome assembly. NCBI's taxonomy places the organism in Eukaryota, Dinophyceae, Prorocentrales, Prorocentraceae.